AUGGAAAACUAUACCACAGUGACUGAGUUUGUUCUAGUUGCCUUCCCUGUGCUCCAGGAGCUGCAGACUUUCCUCUUUGUGGUCCUCUUGUUAACAUACAUGCUAACCAUAGCAGGAAACAUCAUCAUCAUUUCCCUGAUCUGGACUGAUUAUCGUCUCCACACCCCAAUGUAUUUCUUCCUCAGUAACUUGUCUUUUUUGGACAUACUGUUCACCACUGUCAUAGCCCCUAAGUUGUUGGCCUGUCUCCUUAAUGACAGAAAAACCAUCUCUUUUGCAGGCUGCAUCACUCAAACAUAUUUCUAUUUCUUCCUGGGCACAGUUGAGUUUAUCCUUCUGGCUGUGAUGUCAUUUGACCGCUAUGUUGCAAUCUGCAAUCCUCUGCGUUACACUAUCAUAAUGAACAGCAGAGUCUGCCUCUUGCUAAUUCUGGGUUGCUGGAUUGGAGCUUUCCUCUCAGUUCUGUGUCCGGCUAUUGUGGUGUCUAGGUUGCCCUAUUGUAACAAGGAGAUUAGCCACUUCUUUUGUGACAUUGCCCCUCUGUUACAAAUUGCCUGUAUAGACACUCAUCUCAUCGAGAUUAUCAACUUCCUUUUGUCUUCGGUGGUUGUCCUGAGCUCCUUGGUCCUCACCAUUGUGUCCUACAGCUACAUCAUUACCACCAUCUUGCGUAUUCCUUCGGUCCAAGGCCGCCAGAAGGCCUUUUCCACCUGCGUCUCUCACAUUACAGUUGUCUCCAUUGCCUAUGGAAGUUCCAUUUUCAUGUAUGUGAGACCUAAUCAGAGCUAUUCAUUGGAUUUUGACAAAGUAACUGCUGUUUUUACCACGGUGGUGACCCCUCUUCUGAAUCCCUUCAUUUACAGCUUAAGGAAUGAAAAAGUAAAAGAAAUCCUAAGAGAAAGCAUCACCAGAGUCAUUUUCUCAUUUCCACGAAGAUCUUGA
Messenger RNA from Sarcophilus harrisii (Tasmanian devil), 942 nucleotides. Its product is annotated as olfactory receptor 6M1. The transcript has a single exon. Gene Ontology annotation, biological process: G protein-coupled receptor signaling pathway. NCBI's taxonomy places the organism in Eukaryota, Metazoa, Chordata, Mammalia, Dasyuromorphia, Dasyuridae. The coding region runs from base 1 to 942 and encodes 313 amino acids. The record is from RefSeq and is a predicted model, not a curated record. Gene Ontology annotation, molecular function: G protein-coupled receptor activity; olfactory receptor activity. Gene Ontology annotation, cellular component: membrane.